Messenger RNA from Anolis sagrei ordinatus, 4314 nucleotides. It is a transcript of the gene RBM15B, whose product is annotated as RNA binding motif protein 15B. Gene Ontology annotation, cellular component: nucleus. The record is from RefSeq and is a predicted model, not a curated record. Gene Ontology annotation, molecular function: mRNA binding. NCBI's taxonomy places the organism in Eukaryota, Metazoa, Chordata, Lepidosauria, Squamata, Anolidae. Gene Ontology annotation, biological process: regulation of alternative mRNA splicing, via spliceosome.
CUCCCUCUCUCUCCUCGUCAUCGGCGGCGCGGGGUGAUGACGCGAGAGGCGCGUACGGCGCGGCAACUGGGCAGAGCCGCCUUCGUUCGCUCCCUUUUGUCCAAGAUGGCAGCUGGUGCCGGAGGCGCCUCUUGAGCCGCGGGCCCGGAGCCAUGAAGCGGGCGAGCGAGCGGGAUUCCAGCCCGGCCGGGUCCGGCUCCACGCGGGGGGCCUCCUCUUCCUCGGCCAAGAGGCCUCGCGAGCGGGAGAGCGGCAGCGCGGGGGGCGGCGGCGGCGGAGGGAGCAGCAGUAGCCGGCGGGGCCCGCACCGCAGCUCGGCCGCCUCCUCCUCGUCCUCCUCGUCGCGCAGCAGCCGGGACAAGCCCUCGGCGGGCGGCUCCGGCUCCAGCUCGCGCAGCCACCGCGGGGAGGAGCGGCCCGGGCCCGGCGGAGAGGCCAACCACCGCGCCGCCGCCGCCGUCUCCUCCUUGUCCUCGUCCUCCGCCGCCAGGAGCAGCAGCAGCCAAGCCGCCAACCCCUCCUCUUCCUCCUCCUCGGUGGCGGCCUCCCUGCCCUCGCUGGCCUCCUCUUCGCGGCUGCUGCCCAAGGCCAAAGCGCUGCCCGCGGCCCCGGUGGUGGCGCCCUCGCUGCUGCUGGGCGUCCCGGCUCCGCCCCCGGUGGCGGCGCCCUCGCUGCUCCUAGCCCCGGGCCUGGGCCUCUCGGCGGCGGGCCUGGCGGGCCUGGCGGUGGAGCCCCCGGGGGCCAGCAGCGAGUACAAGACCCUGCUGGUCAGCGGCCUGAGCCCCGCCCUGCCCGACCAGCUCCUGGAGGAGGGCCUCUUCCGCCAGUUCCAGCGCUUUGCCAGCGGUGGGGCCAGCGACAUCAGCGUCAAGCUCUCCCACACCCCAGAACUGGGGCGCGUGGCCUACGUCAACUUCCGGCACCCGUCUGAUGCCAGGGAUGCCCGGCGGCAUGCACGCGCCCGCCAGCUCCUGCUUUUUGACCGGCCCCUCAAGGUGGAGCCCGUAUAUCUGCGGGGCGGCGGGAGGAGGAGCCGCACCCCACCGCCCACCCCCUCUCCAGAGCCCCUGGCCUUCCUGCCCCCGCUCCACGGGGGGGUCUUCCCCUACAAGCAGCGCUCGCUCUCUCCUGUGGCCGGGCCCCUCCUCCGGGAGCCCCGCCCCCCGCGCCAUGCACAGGCCGCUGCUGCUGCCGCUUUUGCCCUAGAGGCCGUGGCCCUAGGCCUGUCACGGGAGCGAGAGCGGGUGCUGGACUACUACGGCCUGUACGACGAGCGGGGCCGGCCCUAUGGAUACCCCGCAGCAGCUGUGGCUGCAGCCGAGGAGGAGUUGAUGCCAGAAGAUGACCAGAGGGCCACUCGGAACCUCUUCAUCGGUAACCUGGACCACAGUGUUUCCGAGGCGGAGCUGAGGCGGGCCUUCGAGAAGUAUGGCAUCAUCGAGGAAGUGGUCAUCAAGCGCCCAGCCCGGGGCCAAGGGGGCGCCUAUGCUUUCCUCAAGUUCCAGAACCUGGACAUGGCACACCGGGCCAAGGUGGCCAUGUCUGGCCGAGUGGUCGGCAGGAACCCCAUCAAGAUCGGCUACGGCAAAGCCAACCCCACCACCAGGCUCUGGGUGGGCGGCCUCGGUCCGAGUACUUCCCUGGCUGCCUUGGCAAGGGAGUUUGACCGCUUUGGGAGCAUUAGGACGAUUGACUACGUGAAGGGGGACAGUUUUGCUUACAUUCAGUACGAAAGUUUGGAUGCUGCCCAGGCGGCCUGUGCGCAGAUGAGGGGCUUCCCGUUGGGCGGGCCUGACCGGAGACUGCGAGUGGACUUUGCCAAAGCCGAGGAGGUGCGCUACCCUCAGCCGUAUCCGCCCGCCCCGCUGCCAGUGCACUAUGAGUUGCUCCCUGAGGCCUAUAGCAGACACAGAAGCCUAGAGCAAGACUUAAGGGUGAGGGACAGGACUCCUCCUCAUCUUCUCUACUCUGACAGAGAAAGGAGCUUUCUGGAGGCAGAUUGGGCUAGUCCUGUCAAAAAUGCAGAGCGUAGAAAUAAUUUGGAGGCCUACAGCCGGUCAGCACGGAGCCGGAGCGGAGAACGUUGGGGCAAUGAUGGCGACCGCAGCAUGCUUAAGCCUUGGGAGGAAAGGCGCAAACGGCGCAGCCUUUCCAGCGAACGUGGGAGAGCCACUCACUCGCCUUAUGAGGACCGAAGCAGGACAAAGCCUGGAGGGACAGCUGUUGACCGCAGUCCAGAUCGGGUGCGGAAGGAGAACCACGCGACUGAGGCCACAACAGAGAAAGAGCAGAAUAACUCCCUCCAGAACAACCGACACACAGCAGAGGAGAAGCCUCAUCGCGAAAUGUCUGAUCCUCAGCCUAAGAAAAGGGACAAUGAACGCAAUCAUCGAACUGGUGAGUCUGAAUCAAAGACUCACGAAGAGUCCAAAUUGGAAACCAAGAAACUAAAAAGCUUGUCAGAUUAUGCCCACACUCUGCAGCUUGCCUGGCAUGGGCUACUUGUCCUGAAGAAUAGCUGUUUCCCUACAUCUAUGCACAUCCUUGAAGGGGACUUGGGGGUCAUUAAUGGGCUCCUGAAAGACCACUUGUCUGGGGGAAAGCUGACCCAGCUCAAGAUUGCUCAGAGACUUCGGCUUGAUCAGCCCAAACUCGAUGAAGUAACUCGACGCAUCAAGCAAGGAAGCCCCAAUGGCUACGCUGUGCUGCUGGCCACCCAAGCUACUCCAGGAGCAAGUGCUGAAGGGACCUUCCCUGCCGUGGAGCCCAGCUUGCAAAGGCGGCUUCUCAGGAAUCUGGUCUCUUACUUGAAACAGAAACAGGCUGCUGGGGUUAUCAGCCUUCCUGUGGGAGGGGCCAAGGGCAGAGACAGCACAGGCAUGCUUUACGCUUUCCCUCCUUGCAAAUUCUCCCAGCAGUACCUCCAGUCCGCACUAAGAACAUUGGGAAAGUUAGAAGAAGAACAUAUGGUGAUAGUGAUAGUCAAAGACACUGCCUAGUAUUUACUCUCUUUUAUCUCCUUUCUUUCUCCUUUCUCUGAUUCCAUGUUUCUUUAUCUCACACAGCCUGGUUCCUUUGAAGGCCAAUUAUUUUGAGUGAGGCCCCAAAAGUCCUCCCAACAGAAAUCUACAGUUUUAUUAGCUUUGAAUUAAUUUUAAUAUCCACUUAAUGAAUCCCAUUUGUUUUUAAUAUGUGACACUGUCUGCUGUGUUCUUAUUUUUUUUAAUGUAUGGAAAGUUGUCAGUAAAGCCUUGUUCACUGAUGAAUUUUUAACUUUGUGCAGUGUCCUGGUUUCUGUAGUCUGCCAGGCCGGCUCUGAGCUCCAGUAGAUGCAGCUAGUAGCUACUGCCCCUACAGUUUGUAAGACCCUUCCUUUCAACUAUUCAACAUCAUGCCAGCUUUUUUUUUCUUCUUCUCUGAAAGUUGAAGCCUGGUUGCUUCUUUCCUCAGUAGUUAAUACCAGGUUAUUUUUUUUUAAUGAGGUGAUGUAGCCUCAAUUAGACCAGCCUUUUUGUGGUGGGUGAGAACAUUUAAGGUGGUCUUAACCAAAGAACAGCCCUGUGAAGCGUAAAUGUUUAGUCCAAUCCCUAGCACCUCUUAAUGCAUUAAGAUGCAAGGCACCUUAGGUUUUCCCCUCCUCUUCCUGUGUUUCCUGUUGGAUGGAUUAUAUUGCAAAUUCAAAGCCGUUCUUAAGAUUUCUUGUUAAUAGCGAUGGGCUUCUCAGGAAGACAAAUAACCAGGCACUUGAGUAGGACCUGAUAACAACACCUAAAUGAUUAUGUUGUUCAGUUCCUUCAUCACAAAAAUAAAGAGGAAAAUAUUGUUUAUAGUGUGUGUAUUAUACUAUAGAUAAUAAUGCAGUUUCCCCUUCUUGUAAUACACAGUGGGUUUAGACAGGUAGACAAAAUCAUUCUGGGGCAGAAAGUGGCUGUCUUACACGUGAUGUUCACAUGCUCACUGUUCUGGGAUUCUUGCUGGAUAUAACGUGAUGACAUAGCCACCUCAGUACAAAAAUAUGCAUAAUAUCAAGUGCAAUAAAAGCACAUUAUCUAAUUUACCACAUACUGGGAAUCACAGCUAGCAGGGGAUUCAUGCAAGUGCUUACCAGCAGAAUAUACUUCUGUCAGACAUGGCUAUGUAUGUAGGCUAUUGUUUUGUGAAGUGGCCCUCAGGUAAAAAAAAGAAUGAAGUGUGGAUUGUAAAAUAUUAGGUGGAGCGUGUGUAUCCUGUGGUAAAAUCAUCCCACAUUUUACACUAGAAUAACUCCACUUGUGUCUAAGUUAUGCAACUAAUAAAUAGAUGUAUGCAUAUUCA